AUGUUUGGAUCUGUGUGUUGCCCGAUAGAAGUUCUACCCACAUCAAGCAGUGCUCUGUCUGUACAAACGGAGUUUGAAAAAUCGUCAAUUGAAAAUGUUAUUGAAGAUGACAACGAAGGAUGGACUUUAGUCACUCGAAAGAGGACUUGCAAGCCAAAAAUAAAGAAGUACAUCUUUUCGAAAAGCAUUCAUUCGACAAAGCCGAAAGUGACGAUGAAACGACGAAAUGCGACAAAGAAACAAAAGGGAGUCGCCACAACACUAAUUUCGUCAGAUUUUCAGCUUCUUCAAGAGGUUCGACAGCCCGUGACAUUGAGAGAAUUUAUACCCAAGGGGUAUUUAAGUGACGAUACUGAUAAUUCCACUUCUUGUAAUGUCGUCAAAGCUGAAAAUCCUCAAGACACACAAAUUGGCACUGAAUUUGAGAAAAAACUCAAAGUCGAUGAUAAACCACCGGUGAAUUGUGCGACGACCAUCAUUUUUGAUGAUGACGAUUUAACUAUUGAGUUCAAGACCCACAAUCGACCUUUGUUUGUUAGUGCAUAUGUUCGAGAACAAAAGAUGAAUCGGAUACUCAUUGAUGGGGGAUCUGCCGUCAAUAUCAUGUCCGUACGUGCUAUGAAAGAGUUAGGAAUCUCAAGUGAUGAACUCUCCCAGAGCCGCCUCAUGAUCCAAGGAUUUAACCAAGGGGGGCAAAGAGCAAUUGGUCUCAUAAGGCUUGAAUUGCUCAUUGGUGAGCUGUCUUCAAGUGCGUUAUUUCAUAUUAUUGAAGCCAAAACCUCUUAUAACAUGCUCUUGGGAAGGCCCUGGAUUCACGAGAAUGAAAUUAUACCAUCUACUCUGCAUCAAUGUUUCAAGUAUUGUCGAGACGGUAUUGUUAAGAAAGUCACUGCCGACGACAAACCGUUCACGGAAGCCGAAACUCACUUUGCCGACGCCAAAUUUUAUCUUCACAAAGAAGCAAAAAGAAAGGAAUCGGUGAGGGAAGAAAGUCAAGAUUCCAAAGUACCCAUUUUGCGGUAUACUCCAAAAUCAAAGAGAGAAGAAGGUCAGUCUUCUUUUAUCAGAAAUGACACAUUAAAUGUUCCGCUCACCAAGAUAGAGCCUGUCAAAAUUGAGAAGGUGAGCUUGCAAGGGUUUGUCCGUCCCAAAGAAGAAUCGGCAGUGGAACAUUACUCGCUACCAACUAAUCGGACUCAAGAAGGUUUUGAUCCAAACGCCUAUAGAUUUCUUGCUAAGGCGGGUUAUAACCCAAAUGAGAAGAAUACAUUGGGCAAACUCCCUCCUGAAGUGACUGACGAGAAGACUCACGGAUUGACACCUACGCAGAAAAUAUUGAAAGAAAAGGGUUAUAAUGUUGAAAGUUCAUCGAUGGGUCUUGGUUAUCAACCGCCCUCUCCUGUUCGUAUAAUGAUCAAAAGAGCGAGUUGUAACUAUGUGAACGAAGAAAUGGAGGUCACAAGCCGAAGGAGAUCUGUGUUCGAUAGGUUGGGAAAUAAGCCAAAGCGUAUUUCUGUGUUUGACAGACUGGGCCCGCAGCCGAAAAAUUUGAAGUCGCCUGUCUAUGAAAGAUUAGGCAGUAAAAAGCAAGAGUACCAGAUUGCCAAGGAAGAAAGUAUUACUCCAAUAAAGAAGAACGGACCAAGAAAGCGAGUCUCCAAUUUCUUCAUGCACUAUGGAGACUUAUUCAAUGUAAGAAUUGAAACCAUUUUUGAGGAACCGGGUCAAGAAAGUUUGGCUUCCUGUCACCAUAUUACGAUCAGUAAUCCCGAAAAAGAAGAAGAAGAUGCAGACGACGCUCCCCCUGAACUUGAGCAAGGGGUAAAAAAUACGGUCGAUGAGCUAAAAGAGAUUAACCUUGGCACAAGCGACGAUUCUCGCCCAAUUUACAUAAGCUCUUGUAUGACUCCUGAAGAAGAAAAAAAGUAUGUUGAUUUGCUGCUCGAGUUCAGGGACGUCUUUGCUUGGAAUUACUCAGAAAUGCCUGGUUUGGAUCCAAGGGUCGCCGUUCAUAAUUUGUCCGUCAAGCGGGGAACAAAACCUGUCAAGCAAACGCAAAGGCGCUUUCGGCCCGAAUUGAUUCCCCUGAUAGAAAAUGAGAUAAAUCGAUUGAUUGAAGCUGGAUUUAUACGAGAAGUAAAAUAUCCAACAUGGAUUUCAAGCAUCGUCCCUGUAAGGAAAAAGAAUGGGCAAAUUCAAGUUUGUGUUGACUUUCGAGAUUUAAACGAGGCUUGCCCCAAAGAUGAUUUUCCUCUCCCCAUCACAGAAUUGACGGUAGAUGCUACAACCGGACAUGAAGCACUAUCUUUUCUCGAUGGAUCGUCUGGCUACAAUCAAAUACGCAUGGCGCCCGAGGAUGAGGAGCUAACUGCCUUCCGCACCCCAAGGGAAUUUAUUGCUAUAAAGUAA
This is a messenger RNA of Coffea arabica (coffee), 2409 nucleotides long. RefSeq lists its product as uncharacterized. The record is from RefSeq and is a predicted model, not a curated record. NCBI's taxonomy places the organism in Eukaryota, Viridiplantae, Streptophyta, Magnoliopsida, Gentianales, Rubiaceae.